Molecule: messenger RNA, 1927 nt
Organism: Drosophila ficusphila
Lineage: Eukaryota; Metazoa; Arthropoda; Insecta; Diptera; Drosophilidae
Product: cuticle protein 8
Exons: 3
Coding region: 158-571 (137 amino acids)
Cellular component (GO): extracellular matrix
Source: RefSeq, a predicted model, not a curated record
UUUCGUGCUCUUAACGGUCCUCACUCACUCGAGCUCUCCUCACAACACAGCCGCCUCCAAGCAGGAAUCACAGCGUCCAGUCAUCAGUCGUCCUUCGUCCUUGUCUUUUAUAGCUACGUGUUCGCGCCGCGUGUCCGUUCGUGCUCGAUAAUUGAAAAUGAAGUACUUCGUUGCCAUCGCUCUGCUGUUCGCCGCCGCCCAGGCCGUUCCCAUCGAGCUGGGUCACUACGCCCCGGUGGUGCACCAUGCGCCCAUCCUGUCGCACGCCGUCCAUGCCGUCCACGCCGAGCCGGUGGCCUACCCCAAGUACUCCUUCAACUACGGCAUCAAGGAUCCCCACACCGGCGACAUCAAGUCGCAGGCCGAGGAGCGCGACGGCGAUGUGGUGAAGGGCCAGUACUCCCUGGUGGAGCCCGACGGUUCGGUGCGCACCGUUGACUACACCGCCGAUGAUCACAACGGAUUCAAUGCCGUCGUCCACAAGACCGCCCCCACCAAGAUCAUCGCCCAUGCGCCCGUGAUCCACGCCGCCCCCGUGCUGGCCCACGCCCCCCUGCUGCAUCACUACUAGAAAAGCGGGAGCCUGACUUAGUCACCAAGGUGCUCUCCCUCUCGCUCUCAUCCAUCCACAACCACAACAGCAACAUCAUAGGAACAACAAACAGAAAAACGAAAAGAAAACCAAAAAAAAAAAAAACAAACAAACAAACAAACAAUUAUCGAAAAACCGACAAGCAACGAACAUGAAAAUUCUUUUGUAGGUAAGCGUAGCUAAGAGUUUAGUAGACACGGGGCCGCCUUAGGGGGCGUGUCCCGGCACCCGGCUGAUCCUGGCAUGGCACAAGGACGAAGGAAAAAACGAAAAUGAAAACACAAAUUCAUAACGACUUGGCAUUCGGAAUGACUUGAUCGCGGAUGACAAACCCACAAACGGAUAACAAUUGGAGCUGGAGUGACAAAGUCCUUCCGCACGAUAAAUGUUAUAAUUUUUUUUGUAUAUUUGUAUGUACGAUUAACCAGAACCGAUUUUCCUGGCAAACUUUUGCACGCAAACCCACUUCAAGGACGUCAAAGGCUUCUCUUAGGACUUCUCCUCACUCUGUACAUAGAACUUUAUUUAUAUACUUAGAUCUUUCACUUUUCCAAGCUCAACUUUUGUAAUAUAUUUAUCACUGUCUCUCUUCUACGCUUCGUUUUCCCCUUCCUCAACUAUCUUCUUUAGAAGCCUUUGCAGUGACUGCCAAACUGUGGACAGCAUCCUUAAACUGGCACGCCCUUUUGCGAGCAACGGUGGGCGUGCCAACUUGUGUGCCAUUGCGGGAUUGCUGACAGGUUGGCAGGUCAAUAUUUAGUCCUUGAAGGGAUUGGAUCAAAGAUUGCCGGCGAUGGGCCGGUCAUUGUGCAUUAGUAGCUAGUACUCUAGAACUCCCCAGCUGUUAUCCUCGUGACCUCAUGCCGCCUCUUUCUUCCACUCUCACCCGUCUCACUCACUCACUACUCACUCUCAAUCUCUCUCCUUCUCUUACUAUAUCUCUCACUCACUCACUCUCAGUCUGACACCUUUGUAUCUAGUUUCAUUUUUGCAUUUAGUAUUUGUCACAUUUAUUGUGUAUUUAUAAACAAUUAUGCAGCUUAAUUUUAAACAACAAACGAUGAAAAAACGUAAAAAAAAAUCAACAAAAAAAUAAACAUUGUACUCAAUUAGGAGAUUAAACGAAAAGUAAACAAACUCUCACAUGUCUCUCACGUCUCAAAAGUUCAUUUGAGUCUUACACUUAUGUACUAUAUAUUCCCCAUAAACAUUUGUAUGCAAAAACAAGAACAACAACAGCAGCAAACAGCAAACGAAAUGCGAAAACGUUAUUAUGGAAAUAGAAAGAAAAAACUAAAAAAAAAAAUAAAUAAAAAAUCAUAUUUAAAAAAAAAA